Oncorhynchus gorbuscha (pink salmon) is the source of this 8027-nucleotide messenger RNA. It is a transcript of the gene stab2, whose product is annotated as stabilin 2. The coding region runs from base 141 to 7781 and encodes 2546 amino acids. The record is from RefSeq and is a predicted model, not a curated record. The transcript is spliced from 67 exons. Gene Ontology annotation, molecular function: hyaluronic acid binding; calcium ion binding. NCBI's taxonomy places the organism in Eukaryota, Metazoa, Chordata, Actinopteri, Salmoniformes, Salmonidae. Gene Ontology annotation, biological process: cell adhesion.
CAGAGAGGGAGGGCGAGGGAGAGCUAAAAAGAGUGACUCAAAGUGACAGGGAGUGGGUCAGUGAGGUAGAGGGAGGGAGCCACAGGGGCACAGCGAGUGAUACUGACAGAGAGAGAGAGAGAGGAGAGAGAUCCAGAGUUAUGGCGCCUGUGACCGGACCACUGGCGCUCAUGCUGCUACUUCUGGGGUUAGACCGCUACACCUCCUCUGCUGCUGCCGCCAAGAACCGGUGUGACAAGACAACCCUGGUGAUGACCAAGACAGAGUGCCACUCCUGUAGCAUCAGCUCCAACGUGGGCUGUCCAGCAGGCUUCAACAAGAAGAUCCCCGGGAAGGGAAACCCAGACUGCAAGUACCGUGUGAGUCCCAUGGCCAGUCUGGUGCUGAAUAUCAAGGGCUGUUCUCAUGAGUGUUACAAGGAGGUGGUUGAGCCUCACUGCUGUCCAGGGUACUGGGGACCAGACUGCAUCGAGUGCCCAGAGGACGCAGACAGGCCCUGCAGUAAUAAUGGACUGUGUUCUGAAGGCAUGGGUGGCAACGGGAGCUGCAGCUGUAAGCCUGGCUUCGUGGGAACAGCUUGUGAAGACUGUGCAGAUAAUCUUUACGGCUCAACCUGUAGUUCUGCCUGCACGUGUGGACAUGGCCUGUGUAAUGCUGGUAUCCACGGUGACGGGAUAUGCACCUGCUUCUCUGGGUAUAAAGGCCCAAAAUGUGAUCUGGAGCUGCCGGAGUGCUCUUCUCUGCUUUGUCCACAGAACACUCGCUGUAUGCAGGGCUCGCUGGACGGGUCGCUGCGUUGUCAAUGUCUACCUGGCUACCGAACCUCUGGAGAUCAAUGCAUAUCCAUAAACCCGUGCCUGCAGCAGGUGUGCCACAUCCAUGCCACCUGUGCCCAUGUGGGGCCCAACAAGCACUUGUGUACCUGUGCCCAGGGCUACAGUGGGGACGGGCACGUGUGUGUUCCCAUAGACCCCUGUCAAACACACCUGGGGGGCUGCUCUGCUGACUCUGCACGCUGUGUGUACGAUGGGCCAGGGAAGUCUCAUUGUGAGUGUCAAGACGGGUUUGACCACCUGACAGGAGGGGUGAGCUGCAGCCUGAAGGACUUGUGCAGACCUAACUCUUGCAGCAAACACGCCAACUGUUCAACAGUGGAGCCAAACAUAGUAGAGUGCACAUGUCACGAGGGAUACGUGGGCAACGGCAAGAUUUGCUAUGGCAACAUCAUGCAGCGUCUGAACGAUCUGAACUCAGAGCCCGGGGGCCAAUGGACCGGUCAGCUCAGCAAUGCCAUCACACUCUUUGGUGCCAUUACUUGGCCCCUGAGCAACUUUGGCCCCUUCACCAUCUUCGUCCCAAUCAACAAGGGCUUCAAAGGAACUCCGCUGAUACCUCUGAUGGCUGACCCAAUGAAGGCUAAGUACCUGUGUAAGCUGCACAUUUCUCCCGUGGAGAUGCCCUAUGACAUGCUGAACAGAGGGGUCAUCUACUACACUCUGACGGGCAAGGCAGGGGAGACGGUGACAACAGAUGACGACAAGCAGCUCAAGAUCCGUAUCCAUGGCAGCAGGAAGAAGGGCGGGGUCCUGCAGUCUGAUGUCAUCGCUUCCAAUGGGAUCAUCCAUAUUAUCAACAAGCUGAUGGACAGUGUCUCACCCACGGUGGAGAGCGACAAAGAGGAGAAUCUCAUGAAGAUUCUAUCAGACUAUGGGAAGUUUUCCAAGUUCAAGGAAUUGUUGAUGAAAGCCAAUGUUGAUUCUGUAUUGGAGGAGGCUGGGCCCUCCACCAUAUUUGCCCCCACCAACACAGCCUUCGAUGCCAUGAAGGCGGGACAGCUGGACUAUCUCACCUCUAGUGAGGGAAGCACUAAACUACUGGAGCUACUAAGGAAUCAUGUGAUCCCCUCAUUCAAUUUGGAGUUCUAUAACGCUGUGAGCAACCAGCGGAUGAGGACCAUUGCCAAUCAGAUCCUCUCGUUCAAUGUGACUGAAAACGGUCAAAUCCUGGUCAACGGCAUGGCUGUACUGGAGGCAGACGUGGAGGCCAAGAACGGACGCCUCUAUUCGAUGGACGGAGUUCUAAUCCCGCCCUCCAUCGAGCCGGUACUGCCUCACAGGUGUGACAUCACAGAGAACAAACUUUUGAAGGGUGACUGUGUCAGCUGCUCAAAGGUGACCAAGUCCGGCUGCCCAUCCGGAGUGUCCACAAACACCUUCCUUCGCGGCUGUGUGUUCCGGAACAUAUUGAGUUUCAACAUCCUUACGUUUGGCUGCGCCCCCAUAUGCAACAGGACCCUCACGACACCACUGUGCUGUAAGGGCUUCUAUGGGCCAGACUGCACCCCAUGUCCUGGAGGGUUCAACACCCCCUGCUCCCGUCACGGACAGUGUUCUGAGGGGAUCGAGGGAAACGGGACGUGUGUCUGCGAGACCAACUUCAAAGGCUCCCGGUGUCACUACUGCUCCAACCCCAACAAAUACGGACCGGCCUGCGACAAAACUUGUGACUGUAUCCAUGGUGUGUGUGAUAACCGUCCCGAGGCAGACGGGCGUUGUAAGGUGGACUCCUGCCAGCAGGGUUACACUGGCCAGUACUGUGAGCGCCACACCCAGGCCUGUGGCCCCCAGGUGACCUUCUGUCAUGCCCGCGCAGAGUGUAACUUCAACGGAGGGGCAGUCAGGUGUGUGUGUAACCCUGGUUUCCAAGGCGAUGGGAUCACGUGCGUGUAUACAGAACCCUGUGCCCUUCCGCAUCGUGGAGGAUGCGAUGUGAAUGCCAAGUGUAUAAAGACAGGGCCAGUCUCACACACAUGCCAAUGUUUGGCAGGAUGGAGGAUGGAUGAGGAUGGGUGCCAGCCUAUCAAUGACUGCCUGGGCCCUGACAGAGGGGGAUGCCAUCCCAAUGCCACCUGCAUCUACGUGGGCCCUGGACAGAGCGGCUGUGCAUGCAAGAGUGGUUUCCGUGGCAAUGGGAGGGAGUGCGAGGCGAGCAAUCCGUGCGUGGCACAAAAUGGCGGCUGUCAUUAUCUGGCAAGCUGUCUCUACGUGUCCGGUGCAUGGAAGUGUGUGUGUGAGGAUGGAUACACAGGUGACGGGGAGGCGUGCUACGGCAACGUGGGACAGGAGUUGAUGGCCCUUCCUGAUGUCACUGAGUUCGCCAAAUGGGUGACUGACAUAGGCAUUUCCCAGCUGCCACUCAUGAACAGUCAGAACAUAACUCUGCUGGUGCCGUCCACAGCAGCUACAGACAAGAUGACCAAAGAGGACAAGGACUUCUGGACAACCCAGGGGAACCUACCCAGUAUCAUCAAAAAUCACAUGAUCCAAGGUGUCUACUCACUAGAUGACCUACGCGAUGCGUCCUCCAACUUGCAGCUCACUUCCGUUCUGAAGAAGGCUCUUCCUGUUACUAUGACCAAUGAGUCCACAGUGAUUGGAGGAGCCACCAUAACAACCGCGAAUGUGGCUUCAACCAAUGGACUGAUCCACAUUGUUGACACGGUGUUGGUUCCAGAGAGGAGUCUCAGUGAGGGGCUGCUGGAGCUGCUUGCACGGAGGCCAGAGUUCUCCCUGUUCAGGAGUUACCUUGUCCAUCACAACCUGACAGCAGAGAUAGAGCAGGCCUCGGCCUACACAGUAUUCGCUCCAAUAGACGGUGCUGUCCUCGAGUACCUCAAGAAUACCGCUUCAGACACCAUGGACCUGAAUACGACGCGGUACCACAUAGUGCUGUCUGAUAGGUUAAUGAAGGUAGACCUGCUGGGUGGAGCCUACAAGGAGACCAUGCUGGGGUUCUCCUACCAGCUAGGCAUCUUACCCAGGGAUGACAAGUUGUUUGUGAAUGAAGCCCGGGUAAAUGUGUCAGACAUCCUGGGAGGUAAAGGGGUGAUCCACGGCCUAUCUGCAGUACUAGAUAUCACCAAAAAUCGCUGCGACAUCCAGCAAUUCAAUACAUUUCCGGGAUUGUGUCAAGAUUGCUUCUACCCACAACUCAACUCCUGUCCAACUGGCGCUACCACAAUAGCAUUGGUCAGGAAAAAGUGUAUGUUCAGUCGGGUCUACCAGGGGGAACGGCUGCUCAGCAUCGGCUGCAGGACCAUCUGCAAGAACACUACCAUUGUGCGGAGGUGCUGUGGCGGGUUCUACGGGGAGCACUGUGAGCCGUGUCCAGGGCCCAAAGGCCAGCCUUGCUAUGGGAACGGGAUGUGCCAGGACAGGACCAACGGUACAGGGGUUUGCCAGUGUAACAAGAACUUCAACGGGACUGCUUGUGAAACGUGCCAGGAGGGCAAAUACGGCAUCCACUGUGACCAAGACUGUAGGUGUAAGAACGGCCGGUGCAACGACGGUAUCCAUGGAGAUGGGACAUGCGAGUGUGAUGCGUAUUGGAGAGGGGUCGCCUGUGAUGACAAGUUCACCAGAGAAGAGAACUGUGGGGACAGGAAGUGCCACACCAGUGCAAUAUGUGUAGUAGGUCGCUGUGAAUGUUUGGCCGGGUUUCAGGGCAACGGCACGGACUGCAAAGCGAAAGAUGCCUGCAAAGACAAUAACGGAGGAUGCAGUCCUCACGCUGUGUGUAAGAGGACUCUCCCUGGACGCAGGCAGUGCGUGUGCAACACGGGAUAUCACGGCGAUGGGAUGGUGUGUGUACAGAUUAACCCCUGCCUGGACGGUAAAGGAGGCUGCCAUGUGAAUGCAGACUGUAUUCACACCGGACCUAACAAAACGUCGUGUGUGUGCAGCCAAGGCUACACAGGAGAUGGGAAGGAGUCUUGUACGGUUAUCAACCUCUGUCGAACGAAACAAAGGGACUGCCACAGGUACGCCAGGUGUAAUAUGACUGGUCCAGGGGAACGCAGCUGCACCUGUAUGGAUGGAUACAUGGGCGACGGCAUUAGCUGUAAAGGCACUGUGGGCAAGGAGCUUCUCACCAGGAAACUGAGGGAUUUCUAUCUUGGGUUGAUGAUGGCAGAUAUCUCUCUGAAGGGCCGGGGUCCAUUCACAGUCUUUGCUCCAACAGCUGAGGCCUUCGGCCAGGGGGAGACGGCAAAAGAGUUGAGGCAUCCCUCAAAGAGAGAGAAGAGGGCCAAGAUUCUUCGCUACCACAUCGUGUCAUGUCACACCCUAUUGGCCAGCGACCUGACCACGCCCAGAAACCUGACCACUCUCAUGGGAGACGUCUUGACCAUCACCUACUCUGAGGGUACCAUCCUCAUCAACAACCUGGUGAAAGUGGUGCACAGUGAUGACCCGAGCAUCAAUGGAAUCAUCCAUGAGAUUGACACCUUCAUGAUACCAGAGAGCCUGAAGAAGGCUGAUGUGAUAGAGGGGCCAUUGAACCUCACUGAUGUGGCUGAUGGUAAUGGUUACAAGACCUUCUACAAACUGCUGUUGGACACAGAUGUGAUGACAAUGGUGAACGACCCCCUCCACCAGCCCGUGACAUUGUUCCUGCCGUCGGACCGUGCCAUGGCCGCACUGCCCCAGGAGCAGAAAGACUUCCUUUACAACACACAGAACAGAGGACACCUGCUGGAGUACCUCAAAUACCACAUCCUCCGAGACACCAAGGUGUAUGCAGCAGAGCUGGUCCACAUCGAUCCUAUACGGACGCUCCAGGGAUCCGAACUCAAAGCCAACUGUGGAGGGCUGGACAACAUAGGUGAAAUCGUCCUCAACGACGGGAACUGCCGAAUCAUCCAGAGGCACCUCCUCUUCAACGGUGGGAUAGCCUAUGGGAUCGACUGUCUGCUGAACCCGCCGAGCCUCGGGGGUCGCUGUGACAAAAAGGAAACUGUAGAUUUCCCGCUGCCCUGUGCAUUCUGCACAUCAUCAACACGCUGCCCCCCUGGGUCCAAACUCAAGGAGGUGAAGAAAUGUGACCUGCACAUGAUAGUGAAUGUGAAUAAAGGCUGCCAGGCCAUAUGUACUUUUGUUCUCUGGCAACCCAAGUGCUGUGCUGGCUUCUACGGACGUGACUGUCUGGUUUGUCCUGGCGGGAAUUCAUCUCCCUGUUUGAACCAUGGAAAGUGUGAUGACGGUCACCUAGGCAACGGCAACUGCACAUGUGACACUGGUUUCCAUGGCGACGCCUGUGAGUUGUGUAAAGAAGGCCACUAUGGACCGGACUGCACAGCAUGUAACUGCACAGAGCAUGGGUCAUGUGAAGAAGGCCUUAAAGGGACAGGCUCCUGUUUCUGUGAACAGGGCUGGACCGGGCAGCGCUGUGAGACACAACUAGCGGAGGGUCCAGUCUGCUCGCCAACCUGCUCUCAGAACGGCAUAUGUAAAGAGAACAACACCUGUGUAUGUAAACUUUUCUACGAGGGAGACGGCAUCAGCUGCAUAGUGGCCGACCUGUGUAAGUUCUGGAACGGUGGCUGUGCCCAGGGAGCUAAGUGCAGUCAGAAGGGGGAGAAGGUGAGCUGUGCCUGCCCUCAGGGACACUCUGGAGACGGCUUCAUCUGUCGGCCCAUAGACCCUUGCUCCGUCGAUGACAACGGGGGUUGCCACGAGCACGCCACCUGCACCAUGACUGGGCCGGGAAAGAAGAAGUGUGUGUGUAAGGAUAACUACAUCGGGGACGGUGUGACGUGUGAGGUGAAGGAGCUUCUUGUGAACCGUUGUCUCCAGGAGAACGGGCAGUGCCACUCUGACGCCCAGUGUACCGACCUUCACUACGAGGACAGCACAGUCGGUGUGUUCCACUUCCGGUCCAACAAAGGACAGUACAAGCUGAACUAUACAUCGGCCCAGGAGGCCUGCACAGGAGAGGGGGGAACCAUCGCCACGUACACACAGCUCUCCUACGCACAGCUGGCUGGGCUCAACCUGUGUGCGGCUAGCUGGCUGGACCAGGCCAGAGUGGCCUACCCCACCACCUACUCCAACCCCAAGUGUGGCUUUGGUCACGUGGGCAUUGUAGACUACGGCUUACGCAGCAACCUCAGUGAGACCUGGGACACCUUCUGCUACAGGGUCAAGGAGGUGAAAUGUGAAUGUAAAGCAGGUUAUAUAGGAGAUGGAUACUCCUGCACUGGAAACCUCCUGCAGGUUCUCACUGAGAAGCCCACCUUCUCCAACUUCCUCUCUCAAAUCCUGAACUACUCCCAGAUGUCCGUGUCAGGAAAACAGUUUAUGAAGCGCCUCAGUAACCUGACCAUCCAGUCCACGCUGUUUGUACCUGAUAAUACCGGACUGUACCAGAACCAGACACUGACCCACAGGGACAUGGAGUACCAUCUCUCAGAGGGCCGGGCCUUGGCCCUGAAAGACCUGACCAACGGCAGCCAUAUCCGCACCCGGCUGGGCCAAAGCCUCGUUGUCCUGGGUAUCGUUGACUUCCUCAACCCCAAGGCCCUGAGUUCCUCCCGUUAUAUCAACGACCGCUUCAUCGUCGACUCCGACAUCCUGGCAUCCAAUGGGAUCAUCCAUGUGCUGCAGGGACCCCUCAAAGCCCCACCCCCUUGGAUAGUGCUCCACGCGGGUCACAAGGCAGGGAUGGGGAUUGGAGUUGUGCUGCUGAUCACGCUGAUGGCUGGGGCUGGGUUCGUAGGCUACCACUUCUACACCCACAAGACCAAACCGUUCCAGUUCCACUACUUUAAGGAAGAGGACGAGACGCCUCCAGACUGCAACCCUGCCAUCUGCAACCCCAACAUUGUUAACCCCACUUAUGACUCCACCCCUGCCACAAGUGAACCAGUACCAUCUGAGCUCCCUGAGGAGGACAAACACCAGGUGGUAGAGGGUGGCCCGUAUGACCUGCUCCAGGACUGCUGAGAGAGACACACGUCACAGUCCUCACUCUCCCUCUGAUAAAGAGGAGUGCUGCUACAUGUUGUACACAUGUUGACCAGUGGAGGGCAGCACUACAGAAAUGUUUUCCGAUUGCACCGACAUAUGAAGCAUUUACCAUGAAUACGGGAACAUUGCCGUUAAAUUUAAAUAGCGCUAAACUUCCACGACACAGCUUGAAUCGAGCCCGAAGACUAUCCUCCUCAGACAGUUGGACAGUGCCCUAGGAAG